CAACCCGGAAGUGACAGUUUAUUAGCUGCUCUAUGUUUAAAAAAAAAUACAUAGAGACGUGGCUCUGUACAUAGUUUUCAUGUAGUUUCAGUGCAGAUAUGCCGCGGUACUGUGCUGUGAAAGUUUGCAGAAACCGCGGGGGAACUGCAUCUACACAAGACAACAAGAGAAUUAGCUUCUACCCUUUCCCCUUGCAAGACAAGCCCAGGCUUCAGAAAUGGGUGGACAACAUGAAGCGAGAGGAGUGGAUCCCGAGUCGACAUCAGUACCUGUGCAGCGAGCAUUUUACAGAGGACUGCUUCGAUAUUCGAUGGGGCAUCCGCUACCUGAAGAACACGGCCAUCCCCACCGUAUUCCCUUCCGCUGAGGAUGAUGGUGAGAAAAAAGUUACUGCCAUUAAAAGAAGCCCCAAGGCCAAGCCCAGGACUUUAGACGCUGACAUUGAGCCCACAGGAUUUGACUGUCCUCUCAGUAAAAGGCCUCUUAUUUUGAGCAGAACGUGCAAAAAGGUCCAGUCAAGUACAACAAACAACAUUGUUGCAGAACACACAGAGAUUAUAUUUGAACCACCUCUGGUGUCGGACACUGGCGUCUCCUGUCACUCAAAUCUCUCAGAGACACAGACUGCUGCUUGUGACAUCCAAGGUGACAGUGUAAUGCCUACAGCAUCCUGCCUCACACUACCCCCAUGCAGUAAGCCCCCUUCUGAGGAGCAGGCAGACACGACUGUGACCGUGUUGUACUGUGAGUCACUAGGCCCUUUCUCCAAAGGAGAGGAACAUGUGGAUGCAGCUGCCCUCCAAGCAGCACUGGGCCGGGCCUUUACCUUUGUCCCUGUGGAAAUGGUGAACGAACCAACAGGCUUCUUUUUGGAGGAGAGGGGACCUGACGAGGAAGAGCACAUCACUGUUUACGAGCACUCGUACUGCCGACCGGACACGGACAGAGAUCAGCUUUGGAGUAAGAUCUUGACUUUGCAUGCAAAGAUCUUGGAACUGGAUCGCAGGGAGGAGAGCACUGUGGCCAAAAUCCGAGCUCUUGAGACUGAGAUCACCCUCCUGAAGAGAGAUGGUGCUGUUUUUAAAGAGAAGCAGAAAGUUUUAGAAGAUUAUAUAUCAUCUGUGUUGCUCUGAUUCUGCAAGUGAUUACAAGCCAUGAACUUAAAAUUAAAUUGUGGAUAACAUUUAUUUUAAUUGUUACCACAGAGUUACUUUUGCUGAUAUAUUGCACACAUGCUCCUAUACGUAAAGCACAGCAGCACUAAGUCUGUCUUAUAAAACAUUGCUCUCAUAUUUCCAUAAUGCACUUGGAUAUCUUAUUAUUUGUUUUUGUCCACAUGGUGGCACUGUAUGACUGUGUUUCAAAGCUAAACUGAGGCAUUGCUUUUCAGCUUUGCUGUGCUAUGCUUCUGAUGCAUAUCCAAGAUUUGUUUGUUAGAUAUCUAAAGUUUUGACAUGAUUCAUGAACUUAGAUGGGCUUAGUACUGUCUGCUGUGUGUCUCACAAUUGCCUUUGUUACAGUUUCUUGUUCCAUCACACCAUACCAUAAUUUCAUGGUGUGAUUUUUUUUCAUUGGUGUCUCCAUUUGUGAUUGAAUUCAUUUGGUUUUCAUGUUUUUAGCCUUUAUUUACAUUUGAAUAGCAUUUGAGUUACUGUUUUAUUAUCCUUGGUGACUAAGAAGGGCUCAGAGUGGACACAUGCUGUCUGGCCUUCAAAAUGCACUUUUACUUUUCAGGCCCUUUUAACACCAGACAAAUCCUGCUGUAAAGGUGUUGUACUUGCUUUUACUAUACUAUGCUCAUUUUCUUUCUGUGCUCUGCAUGCUUUCUGGUAUCAUCCUGUGUCAUUCUGUGCAAUCCCCUGCAAGUCCCAAACAUUCUGCGUUACUGGAAAAAAAAAACAGCAAUGGAUUCACUUUAAUGGAGAAUAAAGUGUACUGUAAAUGUGCAGCAGAAGGAUUUAUCUCCCACUUUUCCACCCUUGGGCCCUGAAUUAGUCAUCAUAGUAUUUUGGCCAAGUGAGAUAAUCCUAUUUGAAGCAGCUAGCCAGAAUGAAAUGCGCUACAGGCUGUCUCUGCACUGCAGCAGGCCUGGUCACAGGCUCUGUGGAACAGUGUAGAGUGGAUUGUGACCAUGGUAAAACAUUGUAUUGUCAACCCACACCUGAGAUAAAAAAUUAAUGGCCCUCCAACAACACGAUCAUCUGCUGUAUACAUUUCAAAAUAGCACAACAACAAAACACCUAUUGUGCUUUUAUUGAGCAACGUCACUGCAUUACUUCAAGAUUUUAAUUACACUACAAAGGCAGUAUACAUUCAUGAUGUAUUCAUGUAUGUUUGUAUAGCACCAGCUGUGUGUGAGAUGGAGCCUGCAGAGAGGCUGAAGUGUUUUUUGAAUUAAUUAGAAACUGAUUGUGUAUAUGAAAGGAUUUGUGGAGUGCAAUUUCAUAUGACUCCAGGGUGUUGCAUUAUAUUAAAAGGUUUCAAGAUGACACAUUUCCCCGGCCACAAGUGACAGCGGGGUCUGCUGCACCGACAAGGAUUCUCAAAAUUAGUAACCAAAUUGUUGUAAUCACGUUGCUCCGCAUCUCGAUGGGAAAACAAAACAUCACAGUGCAUUUGUGCCCUAAUGCAACCAAAGCUUAUAGAUGUAAGUGCAGGACUUCAGUAUAUCUUUUUUAAAACUGAAAUGUGUCAUAACAACACACAUUUCAGUUUUAAAAAUUGUUUCAAAAAAUGAAAAAAUAACAACAGCAGCAGGUGUUUUACAUCUAUGCAAAAGAAACAAAUUCAGAUCCCCCAUCUAUUGCAGGCGAAUUAUUGAGGGUGACGUUAGCGCUGUCAAAAGUAAAUGAUCAUUAAUUUGUUCGAUUGAAUAUCUGGAACAGUAGUAAUACAAACAUUAUAGAACAUUAAAAAUAAGUCAAAUAUGUCUGUG
Messenger RNA from Micropterus salmoides (largemouth bass), 2935 nucleotides. RefSeq names its product THAP domain-containing protein 5-like. The transcript is spliced from 3 exons. Lineage: Eukaryota; Metazoa; Chordata; Actinopteri; Centrarchiformes; Centrarchidae. Gene Ontology annotation, cellular component: nucleus. The record is from RefSeq and is a predicted model, not a curated record. The coding region runs from base 99 to 1133 and encodes 344 amino acids.